Conger conger (European conger) is the source of this 2999-nucleotide messenger RNA. RefSeq names its product zinc finger, matrin-type 4a (gene zmat4a). The transcript has 7 exons. NCBI's taxonomy places the organism in Eukaryota, Metazoa, Chordata, Actinopteri, Anguilliformes, Congridae. Gene Ontology annotation, molecular function: zinc ion binding; nucleic acid binding. The record is from RefSeq and is a predicted model, not a curated record. The coding region runs from base 47 to 829 and encodes 260 amino acids. Gene Ontology annotation, cellular component: nucleus.
GUGGAAGCAUCUUAUAUUAGCUACAAGCAUUUCGAUCAGUUAGUCAAUGGAUUAUACCGUUUCCGUUCAAGUGCAACAUCAACUGACGGUGUUUCCGACCCACUUAUACCAGGGUUACAGUUUGGAGUUACAGAUGAAGUCUACGGAGGUGGACCAGGGCCUCUUCACCGACAGCUACUGCCGCGUGUGCAGUGCCCAGCUCAUCUCUGAGUCCCAGCGGGUGGCCCACUACGAGAGUCGGAAACAUGCAAACAAAGUGCGGCUGUAUUACAUGUUGCAUCCAGUGGACGGGGGCUGCCCUGCCAAGAAACUCAGAACAGAUAACGGCACCGAUGAGGGCGAUGUGGAUAAGAACAAGUGCUGCACUCUGUGCAACAUGUCCUUCACCUCAGCAGUGGUGGCACAGUCCCACUACCAGGGCAAGAUCCACGCCAAGAGGCUAAAGCUACUGCUGGGGGAGCCCCCCGCCAUCAACGGCAAAGAGGUUCCCCCCAGUCCCGUGAAGAACCCCCCGGAGAUGGCCCUGGUGACCUCGCCCCGGCAGCGGCGGGACUCGGACCGUUACUGCCAGCUGUGCAACGCCUGGUUCAACAACCCGGGCAUGGCCCAGCAGCACUACGACGGCAAGAAGCACAAGAAGAACGCGGCCCGCGCAGACCUGCUGGAGCAGCUGGGCAAGACCCUGGACAUGGGCGAGAUGAAAGGUCUGAAGCGCAGCUACACCUGUGAUGUCUGCAACGUCACACUCAACUCUGUGGCACAGUAUCAUGCACACCUGCAGGGCUCCAAGCACCAAAACAACCUAAAGAAUCAAUUGUGUGUCCAGUGAAUCUGAACAAGAAAUAAACCAUCGGAUUGAUGUCAGGCAAGCUGUGGUCAGCUUGUCCCAAUUUGUUUUGUUUCUCUGUUUCUCUAUCUCUCGCUGUCUCUCUCUCUCUCUCUCUCUCUGUCUGUCUCACUCUCUGUCUCUCUCUGUCUUUCUCUUUGUAUGUUCCUGUCCCUUGGUCAUGCUUUCAUCCUAUUUCUGUCAGUUUUGAAGAUUAGGAUUUUUAUCCCCUUAUUUGAUGAUACUUCUGAACAGGAUGUGAACAAUAGCAAUAGUCUUCAGUGUGCACGAUGCACGCCCGGCCCCUGGCCCCUGGUCCCUGGCCCCUGGCCCCUGGCCCCUCUCAUUACAUACACAUACACAUACACAUACACAUACAUGGCCUUGGAAUGAUUUCCCAGUCAGCUCCACUGAUCAAAGUACUCUGCCUUCCCUAUACUGUAACUGCCUGUAUUUCACUGAGACCAUUCCUUUACUAGUGUUUGUCUGAUUGUUUUUAUAUUCCUGUCGGUUUUGACGGAUACAUAUUCCUGCCUUUCGAAUCCUAGUAGUCAUUGACUUGAAAUAAAUGGAAGCAUGCAGAGAUUUGAUAGUAACUAUAUCGCGAGACUACACUGGUAAGAAACGGAGAGAGAAAGAGGAGUGGACUUAAAAACCUUCAGUAUUUCUGUCAGAUUAAAGAGUUCAAGAGUUCAUCUGUACUGUGUAUGUUAUGUCAUAUGGGUAAAAUGUGCGUUUACAGUAUGGGACGAUAUGGAUGAUGGAUAACUUUAUUUUUUAUUGCAAAAUUGUAUUGGAAAAUAUCUAAGUAGUGGUUCUUUAUUUUGUUUACGGUGCUGGAAAUUUGUGAUAAAUGAUCAUGUUUUAUUAACCUACUGCAGUUUAUGAGUUGAGCUAAGAAGAAUGUGUUAAUGUCUGAUAGAUUUCCUUUGGGCCAUUAUGUAGCUUCCACAGGGGUAUUUCCAUGAGGAUUUUUUGUUUUCUAAUUUUAAUUUUAAUUUUAUAUAUUUAUUUAUUUUUCAGUCUGCCCAUGUGGUUUGGAGAUGACAGUGGUGAUGUGAUCUUUGUCUCAGGGAGGUCCACUUUAAUUACAGACCAUUUCGUUAUUUUACCUGAAUUGUUUGUCAUAUUUAUUUGCAUUGAAUUACUCGUAAUUUCAGCAAAGGCUUUUAGAACUGACUAGCAUAUAAAUUUAGUGGCUCAAUUUAGGUUAAAGUGUUUCGCUAAAGUCUCGGUCAAAAUCGGUGCAAUAGUAUGCCAAUGAAUAUGUAAAAGUAUUUUGAAAGCUGUCCAAGCUAAGAGCUGAAGCUCUCCCUAAAAUGAUGUAGCGUCCAAGUAACAUUAUUGAUUUGCCUCAGUCUUAUAGCAAAUAUGUGGCAUUGAUGUGUUACCUGGGAUGUGAUUUAUCCAGUGAGGGAGGUUGGGAAAUGCUAUAUAGUACUUAUUAGUGUGAGACUUAUGAUAUUAGAUAUUUUGUGAAUUGUUUAUCUUGCUGAAUCAGAUUAUUUAUAAUCAGAAAAUGAAUUAAUUAUCAAGAGAUAUUUAUUUGGCUGUCACUGCAGUGCUGUGUUGAAAUCAAAAUAUAGUGUUUGAUCAAUAGCCUUUAUAAAAGUAUUUGUAUUUUGUUUGUUGUAAUUGUAACUCUAUUUGUUUUAAAACAAUGCCUGGGAAAUCUCCAAUGAAACCUUUUCUCUCUUUUUGACAUGAGAAGACUUUUUAUAGUUUUUUUCUGCUUGACAAUACUCCAUCACAGAUUUUAUUUUUAUUUUUGAGAGAGAAUUGGGCUGGGAAAUGAUACCAUUUUUAAUGGGGAGGGAAACUGGAUUUGGCUCAAGUUUGCAAGAAAAAACGUUACACAUUAAAAAAGGAGCAGGUAAAGACGCCAUUUUAAGAGCCAUUGGCCUUGUUGGUGCUGCAGGCAAGAUCCAUUGUAAAUAUUUGUAUUAAUAUUACAAACAAUAUGGAUUCUGUGCACGGAUUGAUUUCUCCAUUAUCUCUGCUAAAUGAAAGCUGAAGUACGCAUUCCUACACUGAGCCAUCUCAUUGGAAAGUGCAUUUCUCCCUCUUCCAAGCCAUCGCAUCCAUUACAAACAUCACCUCUCCCUCUUUGUAUUCUGGGCUAUGUACUGUACUGCCUCUUAUGGAGAAUAAAAGACACUUGCAACUUGUGAAA